GACCUCCGCCGCCCCCUCCCGCUACCUUCCUAUCCCGCCGCUCCAGAUCGCCCCCUGCUCUUCCCCCCACCCAACCCUGCUGCCCGCUCCGACUACCGCGGAGAGACCCGGGGAGAGUCGUUUGGGGAGCCCCGGAACCCGCGGUCGCCACCGCGGCGGCGGCCCCGGGCUGGAGGCGUCCGGGCGCCUCUUUCCUCCAGCCUCUGGGACCCAGCUACUCGCGGUCACCUCGCCCUGCCUGGGCUUGAGAAACCCAAUGCAUACCCCAAAGAGGGUUUUUGUGUAUGUGUGUGUUUUUAAAGGAUGGCUAUGAUGAGUGGGCCUUGGAGAUGUGAAACGGGGUAAGUCUAUCGUUUACUUUGCAAAAGAGGUCGCGUGUGUAUGUCUCUGUGUGUGUGUGUAUGUGUGUGUGUGUGUGUGUGUGUGGCGGGGUGGCUUUCUUUCCCUCUCCUCCCUCCCCUUCUUCCUCCGUUUUCCCUUCCUUCUCUUUGGGGCGGGGUGGGGGAGGGGGAGCCUCGCGUCCUGGAACUCCGGGUGCUUCUGCCUGGGCGGCCGCUUGAGCAGCUGUGCCCGGAGCCUCCGGUUCGGCCUGGGUGCUGGGCUCCAGUACGAGUGGCUCCAUGCUGCUUAAUGCGGGGACGUACAGGGCGGUGAUCCAGUACCUAAAUUCUCUGGGAGAAAAUGAAUAAUCCCCCCGCCCCCGCCCUCCAGGAAAAAAAAAAAAAUCUGAGAAUCUGAGAAUGUUCAGCGCACCCGCGAAUUUCCAUCGGAGGUGCGUUUCCCCGUCAGAAUGUCAGCCUUCCCAGGCUCAUUCAACUUUAUUUUCUCAAAUUUUUGGUCUCCUUUGCUAGCAAGGAGGAGGGGAAAGGGGGUGGGUUGAGAGGAAGCUCUUCGAUCCUUGCUAACUAGAACUGAAUUAAAGUUGUAAACGCUGGAGUUUAAUACUGGCUGGACAGAAUUUGCAAUGGGCUUUCAGAUGCGGUGGGAGGUGAAUGGGGGCGGGGAAGCACAGGGAGGGAGGGGGAGGGGACCCAACCUCGCUGAAUGGAUGUGCGGAUUUGAUCCAGCGGAGAACUGAAAUUUCAAGGAGGUAAAAUGCACACUUGCUGCCCCCCAGUAACUUUGGAACAGGACCUUCACAGAAAAAUGCAUAGCUGGAUGCUGCAGACUCUAGCGUUUGCUGUAACAUCUCUCGUCCUUUCGUGUGCAGAAACCAUCGAUUAUUAUGGGGAAAUCUGUGACAAUGCAUGUCCUUGUGAGGAAAAGGACGGCAUUUUAACUGUGAGCUGUGAAAACCGCGGGAUCAUCAGUCUCUCUGAAAUUAGCCCUCCCCGUUUCCCAAUCUACCACCUCUUGUUGUCCGGAAACCUUUUGAACCGUCUCUAUCCCAAUGAGUUUGUCAAUUACACUGGGGCUUCAAUUUUGCAUCUGGGUAGCAAUGUUAUCCAGGACAUUGAGACCGGGGCUUUCCAUGGGCUACGGGGUUUGAGGAGAUUGCAUCUGAACAAUAAUAAACUGGAACUUCUGCGAGAUGAUACCUUCCUUGGCUUGGAGAACCUGGAGUACCUACAGGUCGAUUACAAUUACAUCAGCGUCAUUGAACCCAAUGCUUUUGGGAAACUGCAUUUGUUGCAGGUGCUUAUCCUCAAUGACAAUCUUUUGUCCAGUUUACCCAACAAUCUUUUCCGUUUUGUGCCCUUAACGCACUUGGACCUCCGGGGGAACAGGCUGAAACUUCUGCCCUACGUGGGGCUCUUACAGCACAUGGAUAAAGUUGUGGAGCUACAGCUGGAGGAAAACCCUUGGAAUUGUUCUUGUGAGCUGAUCUCUCUAAAGGAUUGGUUGGACAGCAUCUCCUACUCAGCCCUGGUGGGGGAUGUGGUUUGUGAGACCCCCUUCCGCUUACACGGCAGGGACUUGGAUGAAGUAUCCAAGCAGGAACUGUGCCCAAGGAGACUUAUUUCUGACUACGAGAUGAGGCCGCAGACGCCUUUGAGCACCACGGGGUAUUUACACACCACCCCGGCCUCAGUGAAUUCUGUGGCCACUUCUUCCUCUGCUGUUUACAAACCCCCUUUGAAGCCCCCUAAGGGGACCCGCCAACCCAACAAGCCCAGGGUGCGCCCCACCUCUCGGCAGCCCUCCAAGGACUUGGGCUACAGCAACUAUGGCCCCAGCAUCGCCUAUCAGACCAAAUCCCCGGUGCCUUUGGAGUGUCCCACCGCGUGCACUUGCAACCUGCAGAUCUCUGAUCUGGGCCUCAACGUAAACUGCCAGGAGCGAAAGAUCGAGAGCAUGGCUGAACUGCAGCCCAAGCCCUACAACCCCAAGAAAAUGUAUCUGACGGAGAACUAUAUCGCUGUCGUGCGCAGGACAGACUUCCUGGAGGCCACGGGGCUGGACCUCCUGCACCUGGGGAACAACCGCAUCUCGAUGAUACAGGACCGCGCUUUCGGGGAUCUCACCAACCUGAGGCGCCUGUACCUGAAUGGCAAUAGGAUCGAGAGGCUAAGCCCGGAGUUAUUCUAUGGCCUGCAGAGCCUGCAGUAUCUCUUCCUCCAGUACAAUCUCAUUCGCGAGAUUCAGUCUGGAACUUUUGACCCGGUCCCAAACCUCCAGCUGCUAUUCUUGAAUAACAACCUCCUGCAGGCCAUGCCCUCAGGCGUCUUCUCUGGCCUGACCCUCCUCAGGCUAAACCUGAGGAGUAACCACUUCACCUCCUUGCCGGUGAGUGGAGUUUUGGACCAGCUGAAGUCACUCAUCCAAAUCGACCUCCACGACAACCCUUGGGAUUGUACCUGCGACAUUGUGGGCAUGAAGCUGUGGGUGGAGCAGCUCAAAGUGGGCGUCCUAGUGGACGAGGUGAUCUGUAAGGCGCCCAAGAAAUUCGCUGAGACAGACAUGCGCUCCAUUAAGUCGGAGCUGCUGUGCCCUGACUAUUCAGAUGUAGUGGUUUCCACGCCCACACCCUCCUCCAUCCAGGUCCCUGCGAGGACCAGCGCGGUGACUCCUGCGGUCCGGUUGAACAGCACCGGGGCCCCCGCGGGCUUGGGCGCAGGCGGAGGGGCGUCGUCUGUGCCCUUGUCUGUGUUAAUCCUCAGCCUCCUGCUGGUUUUCAUCAUGUCAGUCUUCGUGGCCGCUGGGCUCUUCGUGCUGGUCAUGAAGCGUAGGAAGAAGAACCAGAGCGACCACACCAGCACCAACAACUCCGACGUGAGUUCCUUCAACAUGCAGUACAGCGUGUACGGCGGCGGCGGCGGUGCGGGCGGCCACCCACACGCGCACGUGCAUCACCGCGGGCCCGCGCUGCCCAAGGUGAAGACGCCCGCGGGCCACGUGUAUGAAUACAUCCCCCACCCACUGGGCCACAUGUGCAAAAACCCCAUCUACCGCUCCCGAGAGGGCAACUCCGUAGAGGAUUACAAAGACCUGCACGAGCUCAAGGUCACCUACAGCAGCAACCACCACCUGCAGCAGCAGCAGCAGCCGCCGCCGCCACCGCAGCAGCCACAGCAGCAGCCCCCGCCGCAGCUGCAACUGCAGCCCGGGGAGGAGGAGAGGCGGGAAAGCCACCACUUGCGGAGCCCCGCCUACAGCGUCAGCACCAUCGAGCCCCGGGAGGACCUGCUGUCGCCGGUGCAGGACGCCGACCGCUUUUACAGGGGCAUUUUAGAACCAGACAAACACUGCUCCACCACCCCCGCCGGCAAUAGCCUCCCGGAAUAUCCCAAAUUCCCGUGCAGCCCCGCUGCUUACACUUUCUCCCCCAACUAUGACCUGAGACGCCCCCAUCAGUAUUUGCAUCCGGGGGCAGGGGACAGCAGGCUACGGGAACCGGUGCUCUACAGCCCCCCGAGUGCUGUCUUUGUAGAACCCAACCGGAACGAAUAUCUGGAGUUAAAAGCAAAACUAAACGUUGAGCCGGACUACCUCGAAGUGCUGGAAAAACAGACCACAUUUAGCCAGUUCUAAAAGCAAAGAAACUCCCUUGGAGCUUUUGCAUUUAAAACAAACAAGCAAGCCGACACACACGGUGAACACAUUUGAUUAAUUGUGUUGUUUCAACGUUUAGGGUGAAGUGCCUUGGCACGGGAUUUCUCAGCUUCGGUGGAAGAUACGAAAAGGGUGUGCAAUUUCCUUUAAAAUUUACACGUGGGAAACAUUUGUGUAAACUGGGCACAUCACUUUCUCUUCUUGCGUGUGGGGCAGGUGUGGAGAAGGGCUUUAAGGAGGGCAAUUUGCUGCGCGGGUGAUUUGUGAAAGGCCGCAGUCAUUUUUGUAGUGGUUGGAAGUGCUAAGAAUGGUGGAUGAUGGCAGAGCAUAGAUUCUACUCUUCCUCUUUUGCUUCCUCCCCCCUUCUCCCGCCCCACCUCCGUUUCUCCCCUUUUAAGCCAUGGGUGGGUCUAACUGGCUUUUGUGGAGAAAUUAGCACACCCCAACUUUAAUAGGAAAUUUGUUCUCUUUUCCGCCCCUCUCCUUCUCUCCUUCCCUCCCCUCCCUUCUCAUUCCUUUUCUUUGUUUUUAAAGGAUGUGUUUGUAUGCAUUCUGGACAUUUGAAUUUAAAAAAAUAUUGUGAUCCUGUAAAGGAUCACCAUAGAUGUGGACAAAUCAUUAAAAUUACAGAGCUAUAUGAUCCAUAAUUGAUUAGUCAAAAUAACUUAUUGAUGAAAUAUACAAAUAUUUUAUUGUAGCACCUAUUUUUAUAUGCACAUUUAGCAUUCCUCUUUCCUUCACUUUAGCCUAUGAUUUUGCAGAGGUGUCGCACUGUAUUAGGAUCUGCAUUUCUAAAACUGACGUGGUAUCAGGAAGGCAUUUUCAAUCAUUAAAAAUGUGGAGAAUUUAAUGGCAAAAUCUUUAAAAGCCAAUGCAACCCACCCAAUUGAAUCUGUAUUUUUUUUUAAGAAGGAAGAUCUGAUUGUAUCCCAAUGCAUUAAAAAAAAAAAAAAUAGGGCAAUUAAUUGGGCCAUUCCAGUGUGAAUUGUGUGAAAGUUUUGGGUUUUAUUAGAAAAGAUUUGAAAGUUAUUUUUAUUAGUGAACCAAAAUGACAUGUUGAUUUGACUACUAUUGUAGCCGAUUUUCGAUUGUUUAACCAAACCCAGUUGCAUUUGUACAGAUCCACAUGUACUGGCACCUCAGAAGACCAAAUCAUGGACUGUACAAGUCUCUAUACGAUGUCUUUAUCCCUGUGGGCAGCAAGCAAUGAUGAUAAUGACAAACAGGAUCUCUGUAAGAUGGGGCUACUGUUGUUACAGUCUCAUAUGUAUCCCAGCACAUGUAAUUUUUUAAAUAGUUUCUGAAUAAACACUUGAUAACUAUGUCAAAUAUGAGGGAUGGAAGUAAUGAUUAUUUAAGGUGCAAAAUACUUACCUAUGUGUGAUUGAUAGAAUCUCCACCAUUAACAAUUUAGGAAGUAGUUCCUAAACUUUAUUCCUAAUACAAAAUGUUUUUCCCCUAAUUAGCAAAAUUUUAAAGUAUACAUAUAUAUAUAUAACAUAUAUUACAUAUAUAUGUAAUGUAUGCCUUUGUUGGUUCAGGGAAGUAUGGUUUUCUAAAUGUGUCACUUAAUGUGUUUAUUAUAUUUUCAAUGUUGUAACUGUUUCCUUACUGAAGUAUUCAUCUGCUACGUGGUGCAUGGUAAGUAAUAUAUUGCAUAUUCACUUUUCUCUUAAUAUGAUGUACUUGUCAUAUCAGUAUUAUUUAUUCAGUCUACAGUUUUCCAUAGUUUUCAUAUUUUUAACUUGUGUAAAACUACCUUCAACAAUUAUGAUGGAUUCCUUAUCUAAAGUUGAUCAGUAUUCUAAAUGCUCAAAAUGUUGGUGGAUAUGAUCCCAUCAUCUUUGAAUAAGGUUUUCUAGUGAGUUUAGACUAUGAUUUAAGGAUAAGAAAUGUUUCAAUUAUGUGCCUCAUUGCUAUAGGUGGAUCUCCCAAUAAUCUCACCUGGAAUUUGUACAAUAUCAAGGGCCGUUCAUGAACUUUGUGUUUAAAGAACAAUUUCCAUGGCAUUCUGCCACAAAGAGGCAGCAUUCACCCAUGAGAAAAUUGACAGUAACUACUUGAAUUCAGAUUGAACAGGUGGUACCAGUUUCCCCGAGGAUUAAAAAAAAUUGUAAUGCUACAUUGACCAAGUACAGUAAGCUAUUCAUAUUCUUUGCAACAUUUUCCUUUCUAAAUUUUUUUUUCAAAGGGGAAAGGAAUAAGCUCAAUAAUGCCAUGGUAUUAUCAUGAAGAAAAGGGCAUUGCUUGCUCUUCAUCUACCUCCUGUAUAUUAGAUCCAGGAUUAGAAAAGAAAAAGAAAUUAGCAUUUGACUUCACAAUUGAGAUUGUUAUUCACAGCAGCAGGCAUUUAUUUUUUUAAUGUCAAUAUCACUUCCUCAACCUUAUAUAUAGGUAUGACAGUUUUAUAAAUUAUAAAAUAUAAAUGUAAAGUAGACUCCUCCAUGUAACUUACUUUUAUUUCUUAAUUGAUGCAUAAAACAAAAAGAUAAGAAUUACAUAAAAUUAAUGACAAUUCUGGACAAUAUAACUAACUUUCAAAGAAAGUUCAGUGAUGUAUACAUUUUUUCAAAGAUUUGCAAAAUUUUAUUGUAAAACCAGCAUCAUUUUACAUAUUUUUGUCACAUAUACUCCCUUUAGGUAGUUCAUUUCUAUCUUUACCCUUCCUAAGAUGUCCAAUAUCUAAUUUUAAUCUCGAAAAUAACAUUUAUAGAUCGAUUUUUAAAAGUUACCCUUAAUUUGUAUAUUUUCCUACUGUAUUAAGAAGAUAAAAGUAAAUUCAUCCUUUCAUAAAUGUGAAAAAAAUGUUCCUUAUCUCAGAAUCAUGAAACUGCACAGAAUUAAAAAAUGAACGUUUUUCCUCCUACCAAUGGCUUCCUGCCAAUACACUAACUUACACAUUAGAAUAUAGGUGGUAUAGUGUUGAAUGUUUGAUUUUUUGUUGAUUUAAGUUGUUCACUGAGUAGAUAAUUAGACUGAGCGUAUCAGUAGUAUAUGACUGGAGUAAGAAACCCUGCAAAUUAUCUUCACAGAAUUUUGGGGAACAAAAUCUAUAAUGUUUCAGGCAUCAAUUAAAUUUUGGGUGCAAAUUAAGCUUAUUCUUUGUGCUUGUUCGAUUUAAUAUGUUGCAUAAAUCUCAUAUAUUUCCAGGUAGAUAUUACAAAAUAUUAUUUCAAUGUCUAUGUGAUUAUGACAUAAAUACUUAAAUUAUAUAAGAGAAAAUAAACAUAUUCCAAGAAAAUGUAGAUAAUUUGUAUGCUAAUAUAAAAAAAUCAUUUACAGCUAAACUAUUGAUUGAAGUUAUAAGUUAAACCACCUUAGCAUAGAUAGCCGACUUGGAACAUGUCUUCUCUUCAGUCCAGAUUAUCACCUUUACACAUGAAAAGUGGAAAAUUUUGAAAAAUUUCCUGGGAACUCAUGUCUGUUCCUCACUACUGUUCAAUACUAGUAAGAAAAUCAAACUAGUUUAUAAUGAGAACAUCCACAUGUACUGUGAAAAAAGUUACAAUUUAAGAAUUUAAUCCAAGAUCGCAGUUUCUGGCCUUACGUAUUAAUUACAUGUGUGUUAAUACCUUGUUUUGUUGGCAAAAUAUUCAAAUUAAUAUUUAUUAUUUUCUUUUUGCAUUCUAUUAUUUCUUGUUUCCUUGCAUCUCCUCCUUCCCUCCUUCUUUCUCUCUUUUUAUCUUUUUUCUUCAUUAUUUUUCAAUAAAGCAAAGGAAAGAGUGAAAAUAGUUUAGUCCUAGUUUGAAAUGCCAAAAGCUGGCUAUCUAAUUUCAAGAGUUCUAUCAAUGGUUCCCAAAGUCACACGACUCCAGAUUAAUGAUAGUACAGCAGAUCACAAAUAUUCUGUCAAUUCAUUUGGAAAUGUACUCUUCUUGCACUUUUCAGACUGCUCCAAAUUAAGGUAUUUGCAGGCAUGCGAGAUACCUGGAAUGACUACUUUUAAGAAUAAAUUUUACACUAAGAAAAAGGAACUAGAAACAUCAAAGCAACAGAUUUAAAUAAUAGAACCAGGCACAGUUAAUUAAUUAAUUUUCAAAGAGAAUAAAAUGUUGCAAAAGUAUAAACUGUUACUAUAUUAACAGUUGUAAUUAUGCAUAAGUUUCACAAACCCUUUGAGAUUCUCCACUGUUGCAAAUAAAUACGUGAGAAUAAAAUUAAAGUAGUUGGAUAGACAUUAGUCAUGUGCCUAAAAAUAAUUAUCUAACAUCUAUAUCCUCAUAAACUUUAUAUCCAUUGAUAUAACAACUGUACAUUAUAAUUAUUAAUUUCAAUUCCAUGUAAUGCCUUUCUAUAACCAUAUAUAUUUCCAUGAAUAUAUGUAGCAUGUAUAUGACAUACAAAAAUAGAUGGAUUAUCGAGGAGUCAUUACACACACAUUUUCCCCAAAUUUUUUAUAUUUUAAUAUUUUCAAGGAUUUCAGAUUAUACUUUUUAUUUUAAUGUUUUAGGAAUGUUAGUUUGGGGACAGAAAAUUUGAUGCAGUAAAAUUUUUGAAUGUGACAAUAAUACAGUACUUUUUAUUUCUUCCUCUGGUUUUAGCAGACCAUGGCUUACUAGGCACAGGUCAAAUACUUCUCAUGUUAAUUGUACUAGUAUUAUAAAAACUGUGCUAGUAUUAAAAGAACAACAUUUAACUCCAAGUUUGAGAUAUUUAGACUAUUUCCUAAAAAACUUCUGAAGAUUAAAUUAGAAAUAUUUUAUAGAAAAUUGAUAUAAUACAAAUAUAAUUUGAUUUUUUAGAGACCAAAACAAAAGAUCAAAACAAAACAUUAUGAUAUAUUGCGCAACAAUGCUAAGUAUGUCAGAUACAUUUUUAUUAGAUAUUAGGAAAGUCAUUUUAUAGAAGAAAGUAAUAGUCAAGUAAUAGUCACAGAGAUAUGUUGAACGGAAAUCUUCCACUGAGGUUUUUUUUGGGCAUCUUUAUUAGUAAUCAUGAAGAAAUAUUGUGUAUUAUAUUAUAAAAUAAGCAUAUAUAUACUUUAAAAUUCAUGUUUCUAAAAGUGGAAGUUAUGAACCAUUGUUUUGAAAGGAUGUUUUUCAUUUUUGUUGUUGAUUUUAAUUUUAAUUUAACAUACGCACAGAUGACAUUGUGGGUUUAUUUUGAAGACUCAUUUAUACCUGGUCCACAUUAAACAAGCUUAUUUGCAAUUUGUAUAUUUAAAGAAUUAUUUCAAGACAUUACCAUACAAGUUCAAUUCUUUUUUGAUUAUAAUACUUCAGUAUUGAAUCAUAUUUAUAUUCAUAUAUAUUUAUGCAAGUAGCAAAAUUCUGUGGGUUUUGGUGUUCUGGAAUGUACAUGUUUUAGAUUUUUACUCACAAAUUAAUUUCUACCACUAGUGAUCAUUUCUAGUAUUCUUAACUACCACACUUUUCAAAAAUCUUGUAUACUUCAUUAAAAACAAUACAUAAUAAUGGAUAUUGAAGCCAAAAUUUCUGCAUAUUUUCAAUUUAGUACCUGCCUAUUGAAAUAAAAUCUGAAGCAUGUCAGUAACCCCAGGUUCAUUGAUUAGCAAAUUUCUUUUAGGAUACUAUAAUACUCUGACUAGCAUAUUUCAUACAUGAGAAGUUUAUCAGCGUCAUGCAGACUAGUUUUAAAUAAUAUAAAAAUCGAUAUAUAAAAAUGAAAACUUGACCAAUAAAUUUAUCUUGCCUGUAAUAAUAUAUUUUCAUAAAUUAUCCACAAAAAUUCUGCUUUUUAACUUUAUAAACAUAGAAUAUUUUUUGCUAUAUUAACAUCCAAAGUCAAAAGGGUAUAUCACUCUGAAAAUUCUAAUAGUGAAAGACUUAUAGCUAUCAAAUUUAUUUAAAUCCUCUGUUUUAAUAUCUACUUUAAAUCUUCACUUCAAAAUACGCAGUUAAUGGUAUAUGUUUUUCUUUAUAUAGCUGAAAUCUGCCCUUGCUAAAGUUUCCUAAGAUAUACAUUACAUAUAAUAGGGUUUCUUCACAGUUUUCUUUUCGUUUAGCAUUUAGGUAUAAGAUAUUAAAAUAUGAAGUUAUAAACUACCACUAGUUAAGUUGUAAUUAUGUUUCUUCAAAGGAUAUACCUCAAAUCUAUAAUCCUGCCCAAAUUUUUAAAUCUAGUGACCAUGAGCAUAUAUAUGGGUGCAUCCAAAUGAGAAUAUUGAGAUCCAGAAAUUAGUCAUUUUAGAGAAUAUUCAAAAUCAUUCACCAGACUGUCAUUUAAAUGCAUUCAAUCAGUAUAAUGAUAUAUGCGUUACCUAGUUAUAAUGAAAGAUUCCUUAUUCUUUGAUGAAAAUGUAGUGUUUCACUGGAAAUUGUUUUUUGAAAGUUAAAAGAUAAUUAUUGAGUAUCCAGAUUAUAAAUUUUAAAUAUCCUCUCCAAGAUUUUAUAUAUAUACAUAUACACACACACACACACACACACACAUACAUACACACACACACAGAAAAUUAAAGAGGGUCUUUCUAUAAAAGUAAGCAUUUUAGGAAAUAACUAAUUUCAUAUGGCUUUCACUAUGCUUGACUUUUAAUUUAACAACUAACUUCAUCUUCUUUUAAGAUUUUUUCCCCAGAGAAGGUAUUUUUUUGCAUAGCAUGCACUUGAGUCAUCUGCUGUCCCAUUAUGGUUUUGGCCCCAUCUCUUCAUUUAGAAACUCUGUGCCCAAGGUCAGACAUUUAGAAAACGAUCUCUAUCAUUGCCUUCAAUUCUCACAACGGAAUCAUUCUACCACUGUCCCCAACCUCCUUGUUUUUUGAAAGAAAAAAAAAAAAAAA
Molecule: messenger RNA, 10729 nt
Organism: Cercocebus atys (sooty mangabey)
Lineage: Eukaryota; Metazoa; Chordata; Mammalia; Primates; Cercopithecidae
Gene: SLITRK5
Product: SLIT and NTRK-like family, member 5
Exons: 2
Coding region: 1096-3972 (958 amino acids)
Biological process (GO): regulation of presynapse assembly; positive regulation of synapse assembly; axonogenesis
Cellular component (GO): membrane
Molecular function (GO): protein binding
Source: RefSeq, a predicted model, not a curated record